AUGGCGCGGUGCUCCAUCUACAUCGACACGGUGUCUUUGCCGGCGGCCGACGCCGCCGCGCCCAUCCGCCCGGCUGCCAGUCAGUACGCCGCCUCUUACCGCCUCCCUGGCUCUCCCCGCGAGCGCGCAACCCCGCCGGCCCCCGCCGCCGCGGCCGCCGCCCGCGCGGCCGGCGCGGCCCGCGUAUGGGCGGUGGCGCUGAAGCACUGCGGCGUCGCCUGGGUGCCGGCCGGCGCGGCGCUGGCCCGGGCGCUGCUGCUGCACCCGCUGGCGUUGAUCGUGAGCCGGCAGGAAGUGGUCGCCGGCGCAGGGCGCGGCGGGGAGGCGCGGGUGGUGGAUGUGCCUGUGGGUUCGGCGGAGGUCGACCUGUCGCCGCUGCUGAUGGCGCGGCCCGGGGGCGAGGAGCCCGCGACCAGGUGGUUGAGCGGCACGUUUGCUCUGGUCCACCCGAUGGCCAAGGACCUGGGGAACUGCCACAUCAGCGUCAAAGUGCUGCUCGAGCUCCUGCCCCCUCAGUCGCCGCCGCCCGCCCUUGGACCCGGCUCCGAGGCGCUCUGGGAGCUCUCCGCGGGCCCUCAUGCGCUAUUAUCAUCGCCGCCGCGGCCGACACCGCAGUCGCUGUUGCUGGGCCCCGCGCCGUCACCUGCGGCCGCCCUGCCGCACCUUGGGGACCAUGCAGCGGCGCCGCUGUCGGACGCCGAGUUUUUCCGCGAGGCGUCUGCUCUCGCCUCGUACGGGCAGCCUGAGGCCCCUGAACUGGGGCUCUACGAGCCCUUGCCCGGCCCGCGCAGCAGCGGCGGCAGCGAGCGCGGCUCGCCCGACCGGAAGCCAGACGGCCGCCAGCUGUCGCCAGAGGCGUCCCAGCCGUACCCGCAGCAGCUGAGGCGGCAGCUGCUGCCGUCGUCGCCCGCCACACGCAGCGACUAUAGCAGGGAGGGCGGCAGCGGCGAGAGCCCGCCCCCGUUCUCGACAGAGCGCUCUUUGCCGGCCUUUCCGGCCCAACAUUUGGAGGGCGAGGAUUGGGGGUCCGAGGCGCCACGGCAUGGCAAGCGGCUACGGGCCGCGGUGGAGCACGCGGCGCCGCCACCGCAGAAGCAGCAGCUCGGCGGCGGAGCCGCACCUUUGCCGUCCGUGUCGCCGGCUGCGCCCGUAUCCUCGCCCUCCGGCCCCUCGUCGCCGCCGCGGCAGUCGGGCGCUGUGACGAGCGCAAUGCAGGCGCAGCAGCAGGCAGCGGGGACGGAGGCGGGACGGUUUGGGAUGAUGGACGUGCGGCUGUGCAUUGAGAGGGCCCUCCAUCUCGACAUCUCACAGCUGCCUGAAGAACUGCCGGCGCUCAGCUCCGCCGCGCCCGCGGAGCCGCGCCACGACGACGCCCUGCUGGGCUGCGCCGCUGUGGACCUGUCGGCGCUGGCGGUUAUGGGCGGUUUGGAUGGCUGGUACAACCUCGUGGAUCACGACCGGCAGCCCAGAGGUCAGAUCAAGGUCGAGCGGCCGCUCGCGCAGACAUCUGGUCUGAUAGGCGCAGCAGCGUCGCCAGGCGCGCCGCCAGCCGAGCCGUCUGCGCCGCCGCGGCCCCGGUCGCCCAAGGCGGUGGCCGCGGCUGCGGGUUGGUGGGCUGCGGCCGCGGCGGGGUUGCGGGACUCACGGGAAGCCGAGCGGGCGGGGUCCUCUUCAGAAGCACUCAUGGCAGCCCUGAGGAGCAACCUGCAGGAGCUGGACGUGCUGUCUGCGCGGCUGAUUGAGCGCCUCUCCAGCUCCCUGGCCCCAUCCCUGGCCCCCACCCCACAUGCCACCCCCAUCAAAGGAGCCCCCAGCACACAUGUGGAGGCACCAUCGCCGGCGCUUGCGGGUGAGGCCGGUGCGCCUGAGCCUGGAGCUGGCCAGGACACAGCGUCCCACAGCCCCCUUUCUGCAAGCAUCAGCCGCGGCGAGCUUUCAAGAAGUGGCGCUCAGCAGCAGCAGCAGCAGCAGCAGCAGCAGCAGCAACAGCAGCAACAGGAGGAAGAGCAGCAGCAGCAACAGCAGCUGCAGGGGGACGAGCACCAGCAGCAGCAGCAACAGCAGCAGCAGGAGGAGCAGCAGCAGCAGCAGCAGCAGCAGCAGCAGCAGCAGCAGCAGCAGCAGCAGCAGCAAGGGCAGCUUCAGGGGUUCGAACAGCAGCAGCGGCAGCGGCAGCAGCAGGACGAGCAGCGGGCGCAGCACCUGGCCGCAUGCAACCGCCUGCGCACCUGCUCAGAGGAUGGCGACGACCUCGCCGUCGUCGGCGGCGCGUCAGAAACCUCGGGUGACACCGACGACAUCCUUGGGAACGUCGACUGGACCAUGGCGGACGGAUCCGAUGACGACAUGGCAAUCUACGGAGAACGCGACGCCUUUGUGCCUCUCUGGCACGCGCGAGAGCGGCUGCCAGCCAUUGCACGUAUGCGCGAGCACACGCACGGCUUGGGGCGCAACGUGGGGAGCCGGCUGAAAAGGUACGUGGCGGCUGCCGCGUUCCAUGACGACACCGCGGCUCUACUUUGGGUGCAGGCCGAGGGCCUCUGCAGGUUCGACGCCGCCGCCGCCGCCGCCGCCGCGGCCGGCGGCGCCCUCAGCGCGCUGCGCACGCUGCUGGACGCCGGCUGCCUGGCCUCGCGCGCCCCGGGCGCGGCCGCGGCAGCCGGGCAGCUCGGGGUCUUGCAAUACCUGGCAGACGAGCGCACGCGGCGGCCAGCGGGAUGGUGCGAGUUCACGGCCAAGGCUUGCGCGCGCGCGGCCGGCGGCGGCCACCUGGCCGCACUGAAGUUUCUCAGGCAGCACGGCGCCCCGUAUGACGAGGACACAGCCGCCGCCGCGGCAGGGGGCGGGCAUUCGGAGCUCCUGCGUUGGGCGCUCGCCGACGGCGCUCCCGCAGGCGACGAUGAGGGGCUCGAGGAGCUGGCGUCAGCAGCGGCGUGGGGCGGCAGUGUGGAGCUGAUGCGCCGGGUGUUCCUGGAUGAGGGCAUCCCAAUGACGGCGAGUGCGGCCAAAGCUGCCGCUCAGUCAGGCAAGUUGGAGGCCUUGAAGUGGCUCCACGCCCACGGCUGCCCCUUUGACCACCGGGUGGUCGGAGAGCUCGCGAUGUCCUGCGACUUGGAGGGGUUGCGGUGGGCAACGGAUGCCGGCGCCCCCGCCAGCGACUUUGCCUGCGGCUACGCGGCGGAAGAGGGGCGUGAUGACGUCAUCGAGCUGCUGAGGGCCCACGGGUUCCCCUGGGGCGACGCCUGCUACAAGGCGGCGCACAAAGGGCACUGGCGCCUCGUCCGGUGGAUGCGGGCGCAGAACCCGCCGGCGCCCUGGAACGCGGCGGAGAUGGAGUGGCUGGCAACAAUGCACGGGCAGUGGGACGUGGCGGGCGCGGCGCGGGCGGAGCGCGAAGCGGCGGCCGUUGGCAGCGGCAGUGCGGGCUAG
Monoraphidium neglectum is the source of this 3429-nucleotide messenger RNA. RefSeq lists its product as hypothetical. The coding region runs from base 1 to 3429 and encodes 1142 amino acids. Lineage: Eukaryota; Viridiplantae; Chlorophyta; Chlorophyceae; Sphaeropleales; Selenastraceae. The transcript is spliced from 10 exons. The record is from RefSeq and is a predicted model, not a curated record.